This is a messenger RNA of Bicyclus anynana (squinting bush brown), 7025 nucleotides long. RefSeq names its product chitin synthase chs-2. Lineage: Eukaryota; Metazoa; Arthropoda; Insecta; Lepidoptera; Nymphalidae. The transcript is spliced from 23 exons. The record is from RefSeq and is a predicted model, not a curated record. Bases 716 to 5341 code for a protein of 1541 amino acids. Gene Ontology annotation, molecular function: chitin synthase activity. Gene Ontology annotation, cellular component: cell periphery; cell septum.
AUAAUAAUAAUAAUAAUUAUUAUUAUUAUUAUAUCGACUUACGUAAUGAUUUUGUCCAUGGAAAUGUCAUUAAAAUACAUUUCUCCAACAACAUGCAAUCUAUGAUUUGGUUAGAGGCGUAUUUCUUCAACACAUGCAAUCAUUGAUUUGGUUGAAGGCGUAAGAUGUAGUUAAGUAAGGCAUUCUCGAUGUGCACUGUUUACUAACAAAAAAAUAAAAAUGAGGGUAUAAAUCGCUAGUGAUUUCACAUCUAAUAGUAAUUAUUUGCCUCGUUCUUAAACUGAAAUAAUUUACCUUGUUCUUAAACUGAUGAAAAUAAAUGAUUAAUAAGCUUAGAACAAUUAUUUUUUUCAUUUUAUAUUUUAUAAAAAAAACAAUACAUAAUUUAAAAUAUAUAAGUUAUGAAAAGACUUCAUUUCUAACUUGUUUGUUGGUAAACAAUAUCGAGUAUGGCUUUAGUAUAACCUACGUAGUUUUAAACAGUCAACGUGCAAAGAGACAGUGAGUUGAGCUCCCUUUAUGUUAUACGGUUUAUUAACCUAGAAUCACCGAUUGUACAUCACAGUGUUAUUUGAUAUCUAGGUAGGCAUAUGAUUAGAAAAAAAUCAAGUCAUCUAUGACUAAAUGGGUCAUAUUUAGUAACCUAUGGCUUUUUAAAUCCAUUUUUAACGCAAAUUCUGUUUCCCUGAAAUGUUAUUUUACAGAGAAUUAGGUAAUGGCUAAAACAAAUCCUGGAUUCAAGGGGUUAGCCGAUGAAAGCGACCAAUCAGACACAGAAUUUCAACCCCUUUAUGAUGACACUGAUGAAUUAGAUCAAAGGACAGCCCAGGAAACAAAAGGAUGGAAUCUGUUUCGGGAGAUCCCGGUGAAAAAGGAGAGUGGUUCUAUGGUGUCGAAUUCUUGGGUGGACACCGGAGUCAAAUUUCUAAAAUUUCUAGCAUACAUUAUCACAUUCGCAGCUGUAUUGGGAUCUGCAGUAAUUUCCAAAGGAACGUUGCUCUUUAUAACUUCUCAGCUAAAGAAGGGACGACACAUAAGUCAUUGUAAUAAAGGAUUAGAGUUAGAUCAGCAAUUUAUAGCGAUUCACACUUUGGAAGAGCGAAUAACAUGGCUUUGGGCUGCAUUGAUAGUUUUUUCCGUUCCCGAGGUGGGCUUGUUUCUCAGAAGUGUGAGAAUAUGUUUUUUCAAAACUGCCAGGAAACCUGAAAUUGGACAUUUCCUUGUGGCGUUUGCGGUAGACACGUUGCAAACAAUCGGAUUGGCAAUGUUUGUGCUUAUAAUAUUGCCCGAAUUGGACGUCGUAAAAGGGGCAAUGUUGAUGAACGCCGUAUGCGUAGUUCCUGGGAUACUAAACGCUUUCACUAGAAGCAGCACCGAACCUCGGUACCCCAUAAUGAUAAUAUUGGAUGUAUUGGCGAUCUCAUCUCAAGUCACCGCAUUUGUUGUGUGGCCUCUUCUUGAUGGCACACCGGCUUUAUGGUGUACACCGUUUGCUUGUCUUUUAAUUUCUCUCGGCUGGUGGGAAAAUUUCGUUGGCUACAUUAGUAGACAUACAUCAUUUUCCCUGAUUUACCUUUGCGAGAUACGAGAUGGAAUAAAGAAAUCACGCUAUUAUACGCAGAGAAUGCUUUCAAUUUGGAAAAUUAUUAUCUUCAUGAUCGCCAUUUUGAUUUCAUUGAAACUCCAGGAUGAUAAUCCUUUUACAUUCUUCACACAUGCGAACCAAGCUUUUGGAGACCGCACUUACACAGUGCAUGAGAUACAAGUCAUACUUCAAGACCUUUAUCACGGAGCUUUAGAUUAUGCACUUACUGGAGGAAGUUUCAGACUAACCGCAAAAUGGUCUUCAGCUCUAUGGGUGUCACUGAUUCAAAUCGCAACAGCCUUCGCUUGUUACGCGUCUGGAAAGUUCGCUUGCAAGAUUCUUAUACAAAAGUUCAGUUUCACGUUUGCACUGAGUCUCGUUGGUCCGGUGACAGUUAACUUCCUCAUAUAUUUCUGCGGGAGAAGGAAUGCGGAUCCGUGCGCUUUUCGCGACACAAUACCAGAGUAUUUGUUUUUCGACAUACCUCCUGUAUAUUUCCUUAGAACCUACAUAUCUCAGGAAAUGGUAUGGAUUUGGCUCCUUUGGUUAAUAUCUCAGGCCUGGAUAACAAUACACGCUUGGCAGCCGCGCUGUGAGCGAGUUGCGGCUACGGACAAACUGUUUAUAAAGCCUUGGUAUUGCGGCCCGCUUGUAGACCAGUCUCUCUUGCUGUAUAGAACUAAAGACGAAGACAAUGAAUUGCACCCUGAAGAUUUCAAGGACUUUGAUGAUGCGGACAAAAUAUCAAAUGCUAGUUCGAUAAAAAUUAUAAACGAUGUUAAACCUUCUGACUCUAUAACCAGGAUUUAUGUCUGUGCAACCAUGUGGCACGAAACAAAAGAAGAGAUAAUGGAAUUCUUGAAGUCUAUCUUCCGUUUGGAUGAAGAUCAAAGCGCGCGUCGUGUUGCUCAAAAAUAUUUGGGUAUUAUCGAUCCAGAUUACUACGAGCUUGAAGCUCACAUAUUCAUGGACGACGCAUUCGAAGUAUCUGAUCACAGUGCAGAAGAUUCCCAAGUCAAUCGUUUCGUUAAAUGUCUCGUGGAUUCGGUGGAUGAAGCGGCAUCUGAGGUGCAUUUGACCAACGUUAGGCUUCGCCCGCCAAAGAAGUAUCCGACGCCUUAUGGCGGGAAAUUGGUUUGGAUUUUGCCGGGAAAGAACAAAAUGAUAUGUCAUUUAAAAGACAAAUCAAAGAUAAGACACAGAAAGCGGUGGUCACAGGUAAUGUACAUGUACUAUUUCCUUGGUCACCGUCUGAUGGACCUUCCCCUGUCGGUGGACCGCAAGGAAGUUAUAGCAGAGAACACGUAUCUCCUCGCUCUUGACGGAGACAUUGAUUUUAAGCCCAUAGCUGUUACUUUACUGAUUGAUCUUAUGAAGAAAGACAAGAAUUUAGGAGCUGCGUGCGGACGAAUUCAUCCAGUUGGUUCAGGCUUUAUGUCGUGGUACCAAAUGUUUGAGUACGCGAUAGGUCACUGGCUGCAAAAGGCCACCGAACACAUGAUAGGCUGCGUACUCUGUAGUCCAGGAUGCUUCUCCCUUUUCAGAGGAAAAGCUCUGAUGGACGACAACGUUAUGAAGAAAUACACAUUGACUUCCAGCGAGGCGAGACAUUAUGUGCAAUAUGAUCAAGGGGAGGACCGCUGGCUCUGCACACUGCUGCUACAGCGAGGCUACAGAGUGGAAUACUCCGCGGCGUCGGACGCGUACACGCAUUGCCCGGAGAGGUUCAACGAGUUCUUCAACCAACGCCGGCGGUGGGUGCCGUCGACUAUGGCCAACAUCUUCGACUUGCUUGCCGAUGCUAAACGAACGGUUGCAGUUAAUGACAAUAUAUCUACAUUGUACAUUGUUUACCAAAUGAUGUUGAUGCUCGGCACGAUCCUGGGCCCGGGCACGAUAUUCCUCAUGAUGAUCGGCGCGAUCAACGCCAUCACUGGCCUCAGCAACAUCAACGCGUUGUUACUCAACUCAGUGCCUAUUCUGCUGUUUCUUCUCAUUUGCUUGACUUGCAAAUCUGAAGUACAGCUCAAAGUGGCAGGCGUCAUAACUUGUAUAUACGCCAUGGUAAUGUUGAUGGUGAUCGUGGGGAUAGCGCUGCAAAUAGUUGAAGACGGCUGGAUGGCGCCGUCCAGUAUCUUCUUCGUUGCAACGUUCGGGAUAUUCUUCUUCACGGCUGCCCUCCAUCCUCAAGAGAUCAUGUGUCUAGCCUACCUCGUCAUAUAUUACAUAACGAUCCCGAGCAUGUACAUGUUGCUCAUUAUAUACUCGCUGUGCAAUCUCAAUAACGUCACGUGGGGCACUCGGGAGGUCGCACAAAAGAAGACCUUGAAGGAAAUGGAAAUGGAAAAGAAAGCAUCCGAGGAGGCGAAAAAGAAAAUGGAUAACCAGAGCAUGACGAGAUGGUUUGGCAACAAAUCGGAAGAGAAGAGCGGUUCGCUGGAGUUCUCAAUAGCGGGCCUGUUCAAGUGCCUGUGUUGUACCAACCCUAGCGAUCACAAGGACGACUUGCGCUUGCUUCAGAUCGCCACAUCUCUUGAGAAGCUUGAGAAGAGACUGGAUUCGUUAGGCGCGCCACCAGAGGUCGACAAAAUUACACGUCGGCGGUCUUCCAUGGGACUUCGCGGUGAUACGUUAUCCAUGCUUCCGGAAUAUGAAGACAGUGAACAUUCUGCCGAUAUACCGAGGGAGGAAAGAGAUGAUCUAAUAAACCCAUACUGGAUUGAGGACCCGAACUUGCAAAAAGGGGAAGUUGACUUUUUAACCACUGCCGAAACUGAGUUCUGGAAGGAUUUGAUCGACACUUACCUCCGACCCAUCGAUGAGAACAAGGAGGAACAGGAUCGUAUAGCCACUGACUUGAAGAACUUGCGUGACACCAUGGUGUUCGCGUUCAUGAUGCUGAACGCCAUGUUCGUGCUGGCGAUAUUCCUGCUGCAGCUGCGCCAGAACCAGCUGCACUUCAAGUGGCCCUUCGGUCAGAAGGUCAAGAUUAUAUACGACAACAACAAUAACGUUAUGCAAAUCGACCGCGAAUAUUUGAUGUUGGAGCCGAUUGGAUCAGUGUUGAUCAUAUUCUUCGGUUCCGUGAUGGCCAUCCAGUUCGUGGGUAUGCUGUUCCAUCGGUUCACCACCAUCACUCAUCUGCUGGCCACCAUCGACCUCAACUGGUACUGCACCAAGAGAACGGAUGACCAAUCUGAAGAGGCACAUUUCGAAAGGCACGCUGUGGAAAUCGCGAAAGAUCUCCAGAAGUUGAACGUGGACGACUUGGAGCGCCGCGGAGUCGACGACUCCAAGGUGUCGCGUCGCAAGACGCUGCACAAGUUGGAGCGAGCGCGCGACAACAAGCAGAGCGUCAUCAACCUGGACGCCAACUUCAAACGGCGGCUCACUAUACUGCAUAACGCCGACCCUGGUGAAAUGGUAACGCGGUUACCAUCGCUCGGAGGUAAUGCGGCGACCAAGCGCGCGACGCUGCGUGCACUCAUGACGAGGAGAGACUCCGUCAUCGCGGAGAAGCGACGCUCGCAGGCUACCCGGGACUCCGCCGCCGGCUACAUCUACGACGAGCCUAUUACUGCGAUGAACAGUAUGGCGAUGCCGGGCUCGUCGAUGGGCUCGUACGUGAACAAGGGCUACGAGCCGGCGCUGGAUAGCGACGAAGAGAUGACGCCCGCGCCGCGCCGCAGUAACGUGCGCUUCCGGAACAGCUAUGCGCUCGCCGGGCCCGCUGGCGACGACCAUAUGCACUUCUAACUAAACAGAUCUAUUUGAUGUAAGACAUCUUGUCCAUACACUGGCCGGGCCCGCCAACAUAACAUAUAUACCAGACAAUUAUUAUAGUUAAUGCCAUCUAAUGAUUUCCUUUCAUCAAUUAUUUGAUGAUAUUUUUGACAGGGCCCACAAAUGACGACCGUGUGUACUUUUCAAUUAAAUAGAUCUAUUUGAUGUAAGACAUCUUAUCUUUUAAUUGGGGUGGUGUUCUUGUCCAUAAAAACUGAUCGAGCCCUCUAAUAGACAAUCAUAUAGACAAGACAUUUUCUAUCGUUGAUGCCAUCUGAUGAUUUCCGUACACUCUGGCCGGUUCCGACAACGUAUUUAUUUGCACACAACCAUUAGGUGCAAGAGAAAGUUCUGUUGUAUUAUUUGAUGAUAUUCUUGGCAGGGCCCACCAAUGACGACCGUGUGUACUUUUCAAUUAAAUAGAUCUAUUUGAUGUAAAACAUCUUAUCUCUAAACACUGAUGACUGACCGGGCCCGCCAAGAUAACGUAUAUACAAGACAAUUAAUAUCGUUAAUGCCAUCGGAUGAUGCCCGUACACUCUGACCGGUUUCGACAACAUAUUUAUGCACACAUCUAUUAGGCGUAAGAGAAAGUUCUGUUGUAUUUAUUUGAGCAUAUUCUUGGCAGGGCCCACCGACGACAACCAUAUGCACUUUUAACUAAACAACUAUUAGGCGUAAGAGAAAGUUCUGUCAUAUUUCUUUAAUGAUAUCCUUGGCGGGGCCCACCAACAACGACCAUAAUUAUAUGCGCUUUUAACUAAACAUCCAUUAGGCGUAAGAAAACGUUCUUUCGUAUAUCUUUAAUGACUUACUUGGCAGGGCCCACCGAUUACGGCCAUGUAGGCACUUUUAACUAAAAAUCCAUUAGUAAUAAGAGUAGGUUCUGUUAUAUUUCUUUAAUAACAUCUGAUGAACUUUCCCUACACGCUUAGCAGGGCCCGUUGACGACGACCAUACACACUUUUAAUUAAACAGAUCUAUUUGAUGUAAGUGAAAGUAUCAAAGUAAUGACAGCUGAUGACUGAUCCCUUGGCAUUAGCCGGGCUCGCCCACAAUUCCCUUUAGAAACCCGUUUAUUUGUAAAUUUAUCAACUGCAGGCAGAGCCUUUGUAAAAGUGUUUGUUUUAAAUUUUUAAUCUAUGAGCACAAGUAAAGUUCUAAAGUGCGACUAUUUAUGUGUGAUUCCUGUAUGUAUAAAAUAUGUUUACAAUAAAAAUGAUAUUUGUAAAACACAAAGAUUUCAUUUAUAUACCUUUGUUGAAAACCUGGUAACACAUAAAACAACAUUGAACUGCGAACAUCUUGUAUUCAUAUUGUAGGUAGUUUAUAAAAUAAAACUACAGCCACACUAACCAUUACUUAUUAUUUUUAUUCUAUGACAAGUUGGCCCUGAAGUUGAAAGCGGACUUACUUGGAAAAGGUUCAAUUUUAUUCUACCCAUGCCUGUUUUAUACGGAGCGCUAAAUUGCUUGACGAUAGUCCAGGCCUAUACCCAUCAGAUCAAUCAAUUUAGAAAAUGUUACUCGUAAUUUCUGAAACUUUCCCAAGCUGGGAAUCGAACCCAGCCUCUCUGUUGAGAACCACAGCACUACCAACUGCGCUAGAGAGGUCGUCUAAAAGAUAUUCUAUUUUCAAAAGACAGAUUGGUUUUUAA